AUGGAAGGUAUGUUUCUUAUCUUUUUUUGUUGUAUUUUUAGUUUUACAUUCGUCUGGAUUGCCUUGGGUUGGUGCUUUUGUGGCCAGCGGGAUAACAUUGAGGUUGGUGUCGGCGCCGUUUCAUGUUUAUGCAGAGAAAUUGUUUGCCAGACGAAUAAAUGCAUACGGAUACUUUCACAAUGAAGUUUUGCAGGUAAUGGUUUAGUUUUUAUUGUUUUAUCUGUAGUUUUUGGUGAUAUUGAAGUAAAAUUCCUUAUUUAAGAAAAGUAGAGUAUUUUUAGAUGUCUUGUUGGUUUUUUAAAAUGUAAAACGGCUGGGUUUUGAGCUAAUGAAUUAUAUAUAAAGUUUUAAGGUGGUUUAAAUUUUUUGUUACCUAAAAUUCAUAUAAUUUUAGAAAGCUUCAAAGUCCAGUAACAAAGCAUUGGUGCCAAGUGCAGAUGGGACAAAGUUAGUUAUUGAAAAUGAUCCAGCAUUGACAGAAAAAGCUCAUAAAGUUGUAAGUUUAUCAAAUAUGUCUAGACUUACCCUAAAAAUUGUGCCCGGCUUUAUUUACAGAUUUGUCUUAUAGCACAUCAACUGUUAUUCCAAUGUGUGAAUUUUAGGCAGACGAAGCUUUAAUGAACUAUGUAGCAGACAAAAGGCUUCAUGCUUCUCGGAUACAGGCUCUGAAGCUUUGCACGGUGCCAUUUUGGGUAUUUUCUUCGUUUGCUAUUAGGAAUGUUAUAAAUGGUAGGUUUUUUAUCCAUGGGUAAUAACAGCAUUGUUUUUGUCGUUUUUAUCAAACUUUCAGAACAAAAACGUAUUGUCAUGUUUUUUAGCUUAUUUUUACAUUAUUCUAGAUGAUUUUGCUCCAUCUUUGAACGGGUUUCUGUGGAUUGAUGACUUUUUAACUCCGGAUCCGUAUUUUAUAUUGCCAGUAGCUGUAGCUGUUUUUGGAUUUUUGAACUUAUAUGUAAGUUAUUUUUUAACGUUGUUAAGGUUUAUGUUAAUUUUUUUAUUUUAUGUUGUUUUUGAAUAUUUCGAUUUUUUGAACUUUCUAACCAUCUUUUAGAUAUUCUUUAUGCUCUUUUAGGUAUUCUUUAUUAUUCAUGAUUUUGAUGGCUUUUGUUACUUUUCCAUUGUAAUAUGCUUUUACAAUGUAAGCUUAAAAAUUUAAGUAUGGCGUAUUUUACAUUUAAAAAUUUUACUUUCAGUCACAAAGGUUAAUGUUUCCAAGAAAAGAGACAACAACAACCAAGUUAUACGACGUUUUUCUGGGUGGUUUUACAUUUGCUGGUACAUUGAUAAUGAUCAAGAUGCCUGCAGUAAGUUUUCUAAACUUUUUGUUAGUAUAAAUCUUUUAAAAACUAAAUUUUUUGUCUGAUUUUUGAUAGAUAAUCAAAAAUUUAAUUUGAGUAAUUCAUUUUUUUUUGCAAUAUCAGACUUUAUAUGACUAAAGUAACAAGCAGUAUCAAGGUAUAUAUGUUUUAACAAGUAAAAUCACAUUAUUUGGUAAUACCAUUCCGAAAAUACAAUAUAACCUCAAAAUCUUUAGUGUAUUCCCCUGUACUGGCUGAUAGUAAGUGCCACUGGCUUGGCCCAGUCACUAGCUUUGAGGCAUCCCAAAGUCAAGUCUAUACUGGGCAUUUCCAAGUUACCGUACGACUCGCGAACGCCAUUAAGAGAUCUAUUUUGGCUGCGGAAACGACAGAAUAUGUAA
Molecule: messenger RNA, 1699 nt
Organism: Bursaphelenchus okinawaensis
Lineage: Eukaryota; Metazoa; Nematoda; Chromadorea; Rhabditida; Aphelenchoididae
Source: the annotation of a GenBank genome assembly